Messenger RNA from Eruca vesicaria subsp. sativa (arugula), 2457 nucleotides. NCBI's taxonomy places the organism in Eukaryota, Viridiplantae, Streptophyta, Magnoliopsida, Brassicales, Brassicaceae. The record is from the annotation of a GenBank genome assembly.
AUGGGAACGAACGAUACAACAUGUUCAGGACCAAUGAAAGCAACCUCUAAUGGAGUCUUUCAGGGAGAGAAUCCUCUGCAACACGCGUUGCCUCUUCUCAUACUCCAGAUCUGCAUCGUUCUUUUCCUCACUCGUGUUCUUGCUUUUCUCCUCCGUCCUCUCCGGCAACCACGUGUCAUCGCCGAGAUAGUGGGUGGAAUAUUACUUGGACCAUCAGCUCUUGGAAAAAGCUCAAAGUUUCUCAACACAGUUUUCCCACCAAAGAGUCUAACUGUUCUAGACACACUUGCCAACUUAGGACUCAUCUUCUUCCUCUUCCUCGUUGGUCUCGAGCUUGACCCCAAAUCUCUCAAGCGUACCGGGAAGAAAGCUCUCUCCAUAGCUCUAGCUGGAAUCACUCUCCCUUUCAUCUUCGGCAUUGGAACUUCAUUUGCACUGCGUAGCACCAUUGCUGAUGGAGCUAGCAAAGCUCCUUUCCUCGUCUUCAUGGGCGUUGCUCUCUCCAUCACAGCUUUCCCCGUCUUGGCUCGUAUCCUCGCUGAGAUCAAGCUUCUCACAACUGAUAUUGGGAAGAUUGCCUUGUCAGCUGCUGCGGUUAACGACGUGGCGGCUUGGAUUUUACUAGCUCUCGCGGUGGCUCUCUCCGGAGAAGGAAGCUCUCCGCUGACUUCUUUAUGGGUGUUUCUAUCUGGUUGCGGUUUUGUUGUGUUCUGUAUCUUUGUCGUGCAACCGGGGAUGAAGUGGAUAGCUAAACGUUGUCCUGAAGGGGAACCGGUUAAAGAACAAUACGUGUGUCUCACGUUAGGUAUUGUUCUUGCGGCUAGCUUUGUCACGGACUUGAUUGGGAUACACGCGCUGUUCGGUGCGUUUGUGAUCGGUGUUAUCUUCCCUAAAGAAGGCAAUUUCGCCAACUCUUUGGUUGAGAAACUUGAGGAUCUCGUGUCGGGCCUGUUCUUGCCUCUUUACUUUGUGUCGAGCGGUUUGAAGACAGAUGUGGCGACCAUACAAGGAGCUCAGUCUUGGGGACUAUUGGUUUUGGUUAUAUUCAAUGCUUGUUUUGGUAAAAUCGUCGGCACGGUGGUGGUUUCUCUUUACUGCAAAGUUCCACUUGAUGAAUCAUUAGCACUCGGUUUCUUGAUGAACACGAAAGGUCUUGUUGAGCUUAUUGUCCUCAACAUUGGUAAAGACAGAGGGGUUUUGAACGAUCAAAUAUUUGCUAUAAUGGUACUAAUGGCGAUUUUCACAACCUUCAUGACGACUCCUCUGGUUUUAGCGGUGUAUAAACCGGGAAAAUCUUCAACCAAAAGCGAUUACAAUAACCGGACAAUCGAGGAAACGAACCGGUCCAAUAAACCGUUCCGUCUUAUGUUCUGUUUCCAAAGCAUAAUGAAUAUUCCCACGAUAGUCAACCUCAUCGAAGCCUCACGUGGCACGAACCGUAAAGAAAGCCUAUCCGUCUACGCGAUGCAUCUCAUGGAGCUCUCCGAGAGAUCAUCAGCUAUACUAAUGGCACACAAGGUACGAAAAAACGGUCUCCCAUUCUGGAACAAAGACAAAUCUGGUAACAGUUCCGACAUGGUGGUGGUCGCAUUCGAGGCUUACCAGAGACUAAGCCGUGUCUCGGUGCGUCCAAUGACUGCCAUCUCAGCUAUGGCCACUAUCCAUGAAGAUAUAUGCCGAAGCGCUGAACGCAAACGCGCCGCUAUGGUGAUUCUACCGUUUCACAAGCACGUUAGGUUGGAUAGGACGUGGGAGACGACUAGGAACGAGUACCGUUUGAUUAACAAGAAGGUUAUGGAGGAAGCUCCGUGUUCUGUCGCGAUUCUUGUUGAUCGUGGUCUUGGUGGCGCGACUCGCGUCGCGUCUAGCGAUUUCUCGUUGGCUAUAACCGUUUUGUUUUUUGGUGGGAAUGAUGAUCGCGAGGCGUUGGCGUUUGCGGUGCGUAUGGCGGAACAUCCUGGUAUAAGUUUAACCGUGGUCCGGUUUAUUCCUAGUGAGGAGUUUAAACCGGAAAACGUGAAGCUGGAGAUAACCGAGGAUCAUCAAACCGGUUCUUGUUCAGGGGAAACUAGAUUGGUUGAUAUAGAAGCUAUAACCGAACUUAAAGCGAAGAUUAAAGAACAAGAAAUCUCGGAAUUUCAAAUUGUUUACGAAGAGAAGAUUGUGAAGUGUCACGAGGAGAUUUGCAAGGCUAUUAAUGAAUAUUCAAGAAGCAAUCUUUUCUUGGUGGGGAAGUCACCGGAAGGUUCGGUGGCUUCGGGGUUACAUGUGAUGAGAAGCGACACCCCGGAGCUUGGACCGGUGGGGAAUUUGUUAACGUCAAGCGAAAGUGUUUCAACGUCGGCGUCGGUGUUGGUGGUGCAACAGUAUGUAGCAAGCCGUGAUUCUUCGGUGGUUGGAGUUUUGAAGAACGUCAUAGAGGAAGACUCGCCGGUUAAGUAUACCGAGAGUCCUUAG